This is a messenger RNA of Schizophyllum commune H4-8, 2607 nucleotides long. RefSeq lists its product as uncharacterized. Lineage: Eukaryota; Fungi; Basidiomycota; Agaricomycetes; Agaricales; Schizophyllaceae. Bases 1 to 2607 code for a protein of 868 amino acids. The record is from RefSeq and is a predicted model, not a curated record. The transcript is spliced from 4 exons.
AUGGGCAUAUGCAGCUCCUGCUGCAGGCAAAGGGAUAAGACGGGCGAGCGCGAACCACUUCUGCCCAAGAAGAAACAUAGCGCUCUUCCUCCGCCUCGCUCAGAUAUCGAGCGGCUAGCAGACGCGCUUGGUGCCUUACAAGUGGGGAAAUUGCCAUCCCAAGCUCAGAUUGAUACUCUACUCUUCCGGCUUCUUCGCUCGAAUGUCUUCGACGUCGACGGCAAGAUUCAUGGCAGUGGUCCUAUCAGUCGUCAUGGUCGACAGGUUGUCCAAGACGUGCACGACGUCCUUGAGGCAUUGAGGCAAUUUGGGCUUGACAAGAAUGGUGACGAUGUCUUGCAAGAUCUUAUAUACCAAUACAGGAAGCUGCGGGAAACGGCUUCCAUCCAGGUCAAUCACGAGUAUUUGGCUCACAUCCAGGACAGUGCUCUGAAGACCGGAGGAAAGUCCGCAGACAUCCCCUCGACGCAGGAGUUAUCAGAAGAUGCCACAAGUCUCGCGGAAUCCAUCCGGACCAUCCUGCGGCUUGUCCUCACGUCCUCAACCUUCCGUAGUCUGCUCAAAGACAUACUUGAGCUUGCCCGGGACUACAUCUCAUAUACGGCCGGCGAGGUCGCCGACGUCGCGCUGGAAGUACAAGUCGCCGCGGAAGACGUGGAACGAGCUGCGCAGACGACGGAUAUCUCUGUUGAGGAUAUAAAGGGAAAGGCAAAGGAGAUCUACGAUGACGUCCGGGAUGUCGCUGCAGGUAAUGGGUCGCGCUCGAAUGGUGUACCUCCGUCGCGCGACCCGCGCACGGUGGCUUAUGAUCGUGUGCAGCUGGUCUUCGCCUCCGCUCACAGGGAUCCGCCUUACACUCAAGCCCUACGGACGCUGCUGGAGGUCAUCCGCAAAUACGUCUCCAUAACUCGCAAAGCAGCAGACAUCAUAUCGCACGCCUCGCCCGCGGAUCUGCCCAAAGGCCGGCUAUUCUACCUCACGGUCCCAGCCAGACGGCUUCUGCGCGAUGCUCGCAUACUCGCAGAACGUUUGGCCUCCGGGCACCCUCUAGCUAAUCUUCUCCACCUCUUCGCCCAAUUCUCCGACGACGUCCUCUUCUCCCCCGCCGAAGUAGGCUACGAGAUCCGCACAUUCUUCGCCGCCGUGGGCGAGUGGUGCGACUAUGCCCUCGAGGACCCCACGUACGCGAACUCGAGCGCGGGCAUGUACGCGUUUGGUAGUCUUUACGAUACCAGCCGAAGGUUGCUCAGGUCGGAUUCGGAGGAUCAGCUCGCGAUGGAUUUUCGGUUAGUGGUGGACGAGCUGAGGAUCUACAUCCGCCUCGUUCAGGACGACCUGUCGAAUAAGCGGCUGGCGAACGCCGUCCGUGCGCUGGACGCCGACAUCAGGCAACUGGGCGCGGACACGAUGGGAGCGAGAAGUCGGUGGCGCCGCGAGUUCACGCAGGAUAUCCUUGGGUACCUCCUCCCGCGCCUCCUGCGCUCCCUGCGCUCGCUCCCAAUCAUGCCGCGCGUGGAAUAUCAAGACUCGAUGUUGGAUAUCGCGCUGGACGCCCUCUUGCUAACGUCGACGCCCCUCACGGUCACCUCCUCGUUGACACCGGACCACUUUUCAGUGCAAAAUCUGACCGAACUGUACGUCGAUCUGGAUAGCCAGAAGACCGACUCGGUGGUCACGACGCGGACGCGGACGCGGGUGCACGUCGAUGGUAUCCGACUGUCGGCCCACGACGUCGGAUACUACGCGAAGUACAAAGAUUGGCUAUCGUACGAAGACGAGGGGCUGCUCAGUGUGGAUAUAGGCACGCCGCCUACGAGCUCGAGUCAAGGCAGCGGUGGCUUGGAGAUCGGCAUCGACCUCAACAUCCCGGAGAGCGGCGAGGAAACCACAGAUCAGGCUUUCGACGUCGUCGACGUGCGCGUCCGGCUCGACGGGCUGGCCCUGACCAUCGAUCGCAGCAAGCACUGGCUGCUCAACAAGUUGCUGCUGCAGCCGCUGUCCGGGCCGACACUCUCGGUGGUUCUGUCGAGCAUAUUGGAAGGAAAGAUUCGGGAGGGGCUGGAGGCGGUGGCAAGGGUGUUGGGUGAGGUGAGGAGGGAUGUGGCGGAUGCGAGGAGGGACGCGGACGGGGAAGCAUCUGUGCAGGACUACCUCCCUUCGCUUCUGAGCCACUUGUCGACAUUAUUUGCGAGCGCGCCUCCAGAUCCGGACGUGGUGCAGGAGUCGCACACCGAUGCCACCGUUGCUGGUCUGAUUCACACGACGGUGUUGAAGCCAGCUCAUGGCGAGGACUCCGACGUCGACUCAGAAGACUUUGAGGAAGGAGAGGAGACCAUCAUCGCUAUCGGCGGGGCGCCACAGCUGUUCCCAGGAAAGGCUGGGCCGCACGAUGCAGAGGAAGACAGGGGAGGAGUAGGAGAAGUGGUGGAAGAGGUUGCGGAGGAUACGCGUUCGGCUAUGGAGAAGGCAGCGGCGAGUACGCGCGAAGUGGUGCGUGGUGCGAGAGAGGUAAGGGAAGAGCUGGAGCGUUCUGGGAGGCGCAAGGCUGUUCGGAAGAAGGUGGAUAGUAGGAAGCGGGGAUGGCAUAGUAAUGCGUUCGACCUGUAG